UUCUUCAUAGCCACUGAACUAUGAGAAAAAGAAGUCCUAUACCCUCAACAUAGAAGGAGCCAAUACACACCUGGAUUUUCGCUUUUCCCACCUGGGUCCUUUUAAAGAUGCAACCAUGCUGAAGAUCAUCGUUGGGGAUGUAGAUGAACCACCACUAUUUUCCAUGCCUUCUUAUGUUAUGGAAGUCUAUGAAAAUGCGAAGAUCGGGACCAUCAUUGGCACAGUUUUAGCACAAGAUCCUGACAGUGCUAACAGUUUAGUAAGGUACUUCAUCAAUUACAAGGCUGAAUAUGACAGAUUUUUCAACAUUGAUGCCAAUACUGGAACCAUUAAGACAUCAAAGGUUCUUGACAGAGAAGAAACUCCAUGGUACAACAUCACAGUUGCUGCUUCAGAAAAUGACAAUCCUGAUUUGCUGAGCCAUGUCACAGUGGGUAUUAGAGUUCUGGAUGUCAAUGACAAUCCACCCGAACUUGCCAGGGAAUAUGAUAUUGGUGUCUGUGAGAAUUCUAAGCCGGGCCAGGUUAUUCAUACCAUCAGUGCCACAGAUAAAGAUGAUUUUGCCAAUGGACCAAGGUUUAACUUCUUUCUCGAUGAACACCUAUCUAUCAACCCAAACUUCACCCUUAAGGACAAUGAAGAUAACACAGCCAGCAUUCUGACAAGGCGGAGGAGAUUUAGUCGAACUAUUCAGGAUGUGUAUUAUCUACCCAUUAUGAUCUCUGAUGGUGGAAUCCCCUCUCUCAGCAGCAGCAGCACCCUCACCAUCAGGGUUUGUGCAUGCGAGAGAGAUGGGCGCGUGCGGACCUGUCAUGCAGAAGCCUUCUUGUCCUCGGCUGGUUUGAGUACAGGAGCCCUAAUCGCUAUCCUUCUCUGUGUUGUCAUUCUCCUGGCAAUUGUAGUACUUUUUAUCACCUUGAGGCGCAGCAAAAAAGAGCCAUUGAUCAUUUCAGAAGAGGAUGUGCGAGAGAAUGUGGUCACCUAUGAUGAUGAGGGAGGUGGGGAGGAAGACACUGAGGCCUUUGACAUCACCGCAUUAAGGAACCCUUCUGCAGCUGAGGAGCUCAAGUACCGGAGGGACAUCCGACCUGAAGUGAAGCUCACUCCCAGGCACCAGACACUGUCCACCCUGGAAAGUAUAGAUGUUCAGGAGUUCAUAAAGCAAAGACUGGCAGAAGCAGACCUAGAUCCCAGUGUUCCUCCAUAUGAUUCUCUUCAGACUUAUGCCUAUGAGGGUCAGAGAUCAGAAGCUGGAUCUAUCAGCUCACUGGAUUCAGCAACGACACAAUCAGACCAGGAUUAUCAGUACCUUGGAGACUGGGGGCCUGAGUUUAAAAAGUUAGCUGAACUCUAUGGAGAAAUAGAUUCUGAAAGAACAACUUAGGGGGCCAAUUCUUAAAACCUUGUGGAAUCUGCUUCCUCAGCAAGUGGAGACAUAACCUCAGCAAUGACAAAGCAUAACCAUGGAAACAGUACUUGAACUGAGCAAGCUGUACACAGCUCCUGUAGAAACAAGUGCCCUUUCUACAAUCCAAACUGGGUUAUUUAAUUGGAAGAAAGCAAAA
Marmota flaviventris (yellow-bellied marmot) is the source of this 1565-nucleotide messenger RNA. The record is from RefSeq and is a predicted model, not a curated record. NCBI's taxonomy places the organism in Eukaryota, Metazoa, Chordata, Mammalia, Rodentia, Sciuridae.